UACCGUCGUCGCGAAACAGCGGGACACCUGUGCGAUCCCGCUUCGGGUUUCCGCGUGUUGAUCGUCGCGAAACGGUGCUCCGGAGUGACGAUCCGCUCAAUCGGCUGUCAGUGUUGAAUGGUAAUCGGCCUUCUCAGCGGGGAUCAAGCGGGCUCAGACGGCAGCAGGUGCAUCCGAGGGAUCGGGUCCUAAUUGAAGAAAAAAAAAAAAAAAACGACGAUGUCGUCCGUCACGACGACGCGACAGCGACGAUAAGCGGCGAGGCGGUAUCAGGAUUCUGCAUGCGAGUGCCCAGGGCGGAAGUAUUCGGGCUCCUCGGUGGGGCGCUGACCUCACGCGACAUCAUCAGGAAGGACUCGUCUUGCCCUACGACGACGCACGCAGGGCAACUGCAUUCGCCGAACGGCGACAGCGACAACAGCAACGGUAGCCAGCGUGCGGUCGCUGUUACUCGCAACGAGGUAGAGCAACAGCAACAACCGCAUCGCCAACGGCAGCAGCAGCAGCAGCAGCAGCAACGUCAGGCGACCGCUACCGUUCCGGUUCUCGCCUGUACUAAUCAAUCGUCUAUCACCACGACCACGACCGCCUUUACGGUGGCAUCAAGCAUGCUUCUUUUGCAGACGCAGAGCCCAUUCGGAUGUGGUAGUUUCGCGGAUCUGCUGAGUGCUCCGUACACGGAUCCUACGGAUGCCGGAAGUUUGCCGGAGGAGCUGGAUCCCUUUCCAGAACUGCAGCUUGGAAAUCCGCAAGGCGUGCCUUCGGUCGACGAGUCUGCUCAGUCUCAAAGUGUACACCAUCAGCAGCCAUCGCAACCGCCACCACCACCCCCACCCCUUCCCGAGGACAUCCAAGCCGAUUCCCUCAGUCCUACACCCUUGCCGAGCUUCCAGGAGACCUACACGGUGCAGCGAUACACCAGACAGGAGCUCCAGGGCCUCGGCAUCAAGAUGGACGAUGAUUGUUACGACAGCCCGGUAUAUUCCUGCACCCCCAGUCACUAUCCGACCGAAUUCUCAGUGUCCUACCACGAGCACCAGCAGCAGCAGCAGCCACAGCAGCAGCACCCCCACCACCACCCGCAGCACCAUCCGCAGCAGCAAGCCCCGCCGCAUCAUCAUCAAGGUUAUUUCUCCACGGAAUCGGCGCCCACUCCGGCAACGGCGGUCGCGCCGAACCAUCGACAGGAUCCAUCCUACGGUGUGGCGGUCACCGUGCCACACAUGGUCUACGGGGCACCGUCGGCCAUCGCCAGCGUCGCCGCUCCCGUAGUUCCUACCGAUCUCUGUCCCAAUGUUGAUACCAGCAUCGUCAUCGGCUCCACUCGGUCGCGAAGGGCGUCGUUGCCUACCCAGAGAUCAGAGUCGGCAAGAUCAAUGCGCGUCCUGUGUCGUGUUAACAGUAGUGGGAGCACGGAGUCUCCGAAGCCGCGUGGCGGUGGCACCGCGAGUUCCACUGUCAGUUCGCCGUCGCCCGGAAGCGGCACCAGUGGCGAACGCGCACCGCCGAGUCCGAGCCAGCUUUGCGCCGUGUGCGGCGACACCGCGGCCUGCCAGCACUACGGUGUGCGCACCUGCGAGGGCUGCAAAGGCUUCUUCAAGAGGACCGUGCAGAAGGGCUCCAAGUACGUAUGCUUGGCCGAGAAGGCUUGCCCGGUGGACAAGCGCCGGCGAAACCGCUGUCAGUUCUGCCGGUUCCAGAAGUGCCUCAUGGUCGGCAUGGUCAAGGAGGUUGUUAGGACAGAUUCUCUGAAAGGCCGGCGAGGCAGAUUGCCUUCAAAGCCCAAGUCACCGCAAGAAUCCCCACCAAGCCCACCGGUCUCACUGAUCACCGCUUUGGUUCGCGCCCAUUUGGACACGACACCUGAUAAGGCGAGCCUGGAUUACUCGCAGUAUCGACAACCGAGACCAGGCGAUCCUCCUAUGACGGAGGCCGAGAAGAUUCAACAGUUCUACAAUCUGUUGACGACCUCGAUCGACGUUAUUCGAAACUUCGCCGACAAAAUCCCCGGUUUUACGGAUCUAGUGAAGGAAGAUCAGGAACUGCUCUUCCAAUCGGCCAGCCUGGAACUGUUCGUGCUCAGGCUAGCAUACCGCACGACACCGGACGACACGAAGCUGGUGUUCUGCAACGGCGUUGUCCUCGCGCUGGAGCAGUGUCAGCGCAGUUUCGGCGACUGGCUGCACAGCAUACUCGAUUUCUGCAAAGCCCUUCACUACUUGGAGGUCGACAUUAGUGCGUUCGCCUGUCUAUGCGCCCUCACCCUCGUCACUGAGAGGUACGGCUUGAAGGAGCCGCAGCGCAUGGAAGCGUUGCAGAUGAAGAUAGUCUCGUCUCUGCGCGAUCAUGUGACCUAUAACGCCGAGGCGCAGAGGAAGUCGCAGUACCUGUCCUAUCUACUGGGGAAGAUACCGGAGCUGAGGAGUCUCUCGGUCCAAGGCCUCCAGCGAAUCUUCUACUUGAAGCUGGAGGACCUGGUGCCGGCGCCACCCCUGAUCGAAACGAUGUUCGUCGGUAGCCUGCCCUUCUAAGCCGAGCCGAGCAGCCUAGGGCUCGCCCAGCACAUAGAACAAUUACUUUCUCAGAACCCGUGCGGUUGCGUUAUCUUCUUUCUGAUUGCAUCCUUCUUAGUUCGUAUUACACGUACGGUAGCUUUACUCUCUUCUCGAGUGUAAAACUCGCGCGGAUUACUGGCGUCCUCAACGACGCCCCGAUGGGGGCUUGUCGAGCGGGAAGAGAUCGGGAAAGCAGCGCGGAGAUUGUCCGCGCGGAUGAGACACGAAACGCUAACCAUAAGGGAGAGUUUGUUGUACGCCUGUUACGAGCGUGUGAACGAAUGCGCGUGUGACUGAGCGAGCGGAUGUAUGCGUAUUACGUGCGAAUGCGAAAAUGUACAGAACGCCUGGACGCAGGUCUCUGCAUGCACACGGGGUGUCUCGAGUGGCGGGUAUCAGACAUCGCCCGCCGGUUUACUAUUACUAGCAGAUGCACUGCUACUGUCGCUGCCGCGUAUUUGGCGAGCACAAGCAGAGGGCGAGCGCGAGUGGGAAGCAUCGUACGCGAGGCGGACUGCGGCGAUUUUGUUAUUCUCCCUUUUUAGCUGCAGCAGAUUUCGUGCGGACUCGGUUGAACAAGAGGGGUUCCUCCCUCUCGCGGGAGGACGCGAAUUUUUCUCACUUUUCUACCUAGUUUGUACGAGGCUCUUCGUGUUCGCCUACAGUCCGCCUCGUCUACCCCGCCACUCCUCGGACAAAUGUGUAAUAUCUUCGGCAAUACCUUUGCCCGUCGCGGGGAAACGCAUCGGCGAUUCGCAAC
This is a messenger RNA of Linepithema humile (Argentine ant), 3315 nucleotides long. RefSeq names its product Hormone receptor-like in 38 (gene Hr38). The record is from RefSeq and is a predicted model, not a curated record. Gene Ontology annotation, cellular component: nucleus; transcription regulator complex. Gene Ontology annotation, biological process: regulation of transcription by RNA polymerase II; cellular response to corticotropin-releasing hormone stimulus. NCBI's taxonomy places the organism in Eukaryota, Metazoa, Arthropoda, Insecta, Hymenoptera, Formicidae. Gene Ontology annotation, molecular function: nuclear glucocorticoid receptor binding; zinc ion binding; RNA polymerase II cis-regulatory region sequence-specific DNA binding.